Vombatus ursinus (common wombat) is the source of this 1265-nucleotide messenger RNA. RefSeq names its product radial spoke head 14 homolog (gene RSPH14). NCBI's taxonomy places the organism in Eukaryota, Metazoa, Chordata, Mammalia, Diprotodontia, Vombatidae. Bases 173 to 1195 code for a protein of 340 amino acids. The record is from RefSeq and is a predicted model, not a curated record. Gene Ontology annotation, molecular function: protein binding. The transcript has 7 exons.
CUGAGGGACGCACUUCCUGGGAUUUCCGCGUCGGAAGUCUCUGCGGUUGCCUUAGCAACUGUAACUCUGAGGGGUCCUCAGUCCCAGGGAGGCUAGCCCCUCCCCGAGGCCCAGCCCCUGUCUUAGUUGCUCUCCAAAGGGAGGAUUCCCUCCCUGUCUCUUGCCUGGACCAAUGGCGAGUCCUCUGAUUUCUCAGUACCUGCCUCCUGACAUUGACCCUACCAAAGCUUCCAUCGCCUAUGGACGACGAGCUCUGCCUAAGCUGAAUGAGGAGCUCCAGUCCCCAGAUCUGCUGACCCGGCAGAGGGCCCUCAUGGCUCUGUGUGACCUGGUGCAUGAUCCUGAGCACGCGUACCAAGCCAUCGGCAUAGGGUUUCUGGAUACUUUGAAACUUCUGCUGAAAGACCCGGACAGCACCGUGCGGCAAAAAACGGUCGAAGUUUUUGACACCAUGGCUAAUCACAGUGUGGGCAGAGAAGGCUUUUUAAAGCAUGGCGUCAUCCUCGUGCUCUCCCAGAUUCUGGACGACUCCAUGUUGCUGUGCCGCAGAUACUUGCACAAGACCUACAAGAACGUGGCCCAGGUGCCCAGAGGGGCUGAGGCGAUCAGCAAGAGUGGACUGAUCCCCCGUCUGGUGAACAAGGUGAAGGACGAAGAUGAGGAGAUCCAGGAGCUCAUCUUGGACACGCUCUACUUCUGCCUGCAGUGGGACGCGUCCCCGGCCCUGCAGAGCAAGGCGGUGCCCAUCCUUCGGGAAAAGCUCAGCAGCGCCAAUGAGUAUAUCCGCAGCGCAGCGGCCCACGCCUUGAUGGCCAUCUGCAUGCCACGGGAGGGGAAGAACCAAGUGUGGGAGUAUGGCGUCAUCCCCGUGCUGGUGUUGCUGCUGGAUGACCGCAACAUAGAUGUGAAGGCCAAUGCUGCCGGGGCGCUGAUGUUUGCAGCGGUGACUACUGCAGGCAAAUAUGCUGCCCUGGAUGCAGGGGCGAUCCCAGCUCUGCUGGAAGUGUUGGACAUCAACGUGGUCGAGUUGCGCUUGAAUGUCAUCAAAGCGCUCACCAUGCUGGCCGAGGCUCCCGAGGGCCGGCGAGAGUUGCUCCCGGAAGUGUGUAGAUUCAAGAUGCUGAUCAACAGCCCAGUCUUGGCUGUGAGCCAGGCAGCCAAGAUUGCCACCAAGGUCAUCGAGUGGAAGCCCUGAAGUCACAGCCCCCCAGGAAGAGAGACCUGCGAGCCAGGCCAGGCCCUAUCCUUGGCACCCCUAAUAAUGA